GACUACACGAGAAUCUCAUCGAGAAAAAUGUUAGAAAAUGCACAAACAAGUGCCGUGAAAAUUCUUUUGCCAUCGUCUGGGAAGUUAUUUUUCCAGCAUAAGCCGGAUUUUGUACUGUGUAAGCCCCACUUGAUGCCAUUGAAGUCCAUCACGGUGGAAAAAUUGGAGAAAAUGCAGCUCGAGACCCAAAAAUUGCGAAACAAAACAGCUCAAAGUUAGAACGUCACACCAUCUGUUUGUUUUCUCACAUCAGCUGCAGAGAAGGAAAAAAAAGCCACAAAUUAGGCGUUUGAACGAUGGCUUGGUUGCUUGAAUUCUCCCUUAUAUCAUCCUUCGUGAUUGCGUGCGUGUCCCUCUAUCGCUACGGGAAGGUACAGCAGCAGAAUGUCUUGGUCACAAUCACCGUGGCAAUAGCCUGGUGCUUCUCCUUCUCAAUUGUCUUUAUCAUUCCACAAGACAUCACCGCGACGGUGUAUCGGCAGUGUUUGCAGGAGAACAAUGCCACCGGAGCCGACGUGGUGCCGUCAAGCAAUAUCUCAACUAGUCAGAGCUCCGGGAGCAGCAGCACAUCUUGCCAGCAACCCUGGGGUAUGGUAUCAAACUACGUGUUUGUGGACCUUUGGCGCAUCGUCUACUGGUCCUCGCAAUUCCUCACGUGGCUCAUGAUGCCCCUCAUGCAGUCCUACCUCAAGUCCGGGGAGUUUACAAUCAAGGGCAAGCUCACGUCGGCUCUUGUGGACAAUGCAAUUUACUACGGGACGUACCUCUUCAUCUGCGGUAUUCUCCUCAUUUACCUCAUUGCCAAGCCGGAGAUAAGUCUCGAUUGGCAGAAGUUGAAAGCAAUAGCUUCCUCAGCAUCCAACACUUGGGGGCUCUUCCUGCUCAUCCUUCUGCUCGGCUAUGCCCUUGUGGAAGUUCCACGGAGUCUCUGGAACAAUGCUAAUCCACAAUUUACCCUGCUGCAUGCCUACUUUAAGCUCUCCAAGCUCAAUUCGGAGAAGAUUGAGGCAGAGGAGAAUGUGGAGGAUGUUCUCGAUUCCCUGAAUUACAUCAAUCAAACAAUCCCCCACAACCACGAGCUCCGCUUCUACGUGAACAUCAUCAAUAGGAAGGUACCCGUUGAGCUGAUGGAGCGAUACAAGAGGAAGGAUGUGGAACAGAACAUGUCCAGUGUGAUGCCAUCGGAGAAAUCCCUGAGUCGCCUCCAUCGGCAAGUGAUAAAAUCCCUUCAGGUACAUCAGAGAACUCAGGCCCUUUGGAAUAUUCAAAUUGAAAAGGUGCUCCACUGUGAGAAUGUCCUGAAGAAUUUGCAUUCCUCCGAAAGGAGCUUCCGGAGUGAAUUUAGUACGAGCACCCAGAGUAGAUUCUACAACCCUAAAGCAGCUUGGUAUUGGUACUGCCUCCUCAGGCCGCCACUCAUGAAAGCCCUGGCCGUUGCGACGGCAUUCCUCUCAGUUACAGUGGUGUGGUCAGAGAUGACCUUCUUUAGUCGCUCUCCCGUCCUCUCAAUCUUUGCGAAUGUCGUCAAUUUGGCCAAGCGGAAUUACGAUUUCCUCACAAUUGAGCUCUUCUCAAUGUUUGUCCUCUGCUACCUCUGCUAUUGCGCCUACUCCACGGUGUUUCGCAUCAAAUUCCUCAAUCUCUACUACCUGGCGCCGCAUCAUCAAACCAAUGAGCACAGUUUGAUCUUCUGCGGGAUGCUCCUGUGUCGUCUAACGCCACCCAUUUGCUUGAACUUCCUCGGGCUCAUCCACAUGGAUUCGCACAUAAUCAAGGAGAGAAUUUCCGAAACCUUCUACACGCAGGUCAUGGGGCACAUGGAUGUGCUCGAGAUCAUUGCCGAUGGCUUCAACAUCUACUUCCCCAUGCUCAUGAUUGCCUUCUGCCUGGCCACGUGGUUCAAUGUUGGCAGCAGGACUCUCAGCGCUCUGGGAUUCCAGCAGUUUAUGGUGAAUGAGGAUAUGUCCGAUGAGAUUGUUCAGGAGGGGAAGGAUCUCAUUUCACGCGAGAAGCGCAAAAAGCGUCGCAUGAAUGAGUCCUCAACACGCCGUCGGAAUGGUACCGAACUCCGCUCCACGAAUUACCUAUCAGAGAAUGAGAAUACGAAAAUUGCCAACGAUAACUUUCGCGUGGUGGAGAAUACGGAUUUUGACGAUAUCAGGAAUAAUAUAACGCAGAAUUUUGCCCUCGAUGUCGAUGAUAGUUUGAACUUUGACACAGACGACAGAAUUGAAUUUCGUGCGUAUACAAAUGAUGAUAAUGACCAUUUUAGGACACCCACGCGCUUAUUUGACGAUGUGUGAUUUAUCAUUUCGACUUCUUUCUUUCAUUUGCGUCUCUUCUCAUGUGGAGUGCUUGUUCUCAACUAGAUCAUCGUGGUAAUGCUGCAGUGUAAUCAAUAAAUAUAAUUAUUAUAAAAUAAUAAUAAUAAUAAUAUCUAAUAUAUUGAAUAAAUUAAUCAUCCUUAGAAGAAACAAU
Molecule: messenger RNA, 2478 nt
Organism: Lutzomyia longipalpis
Lineage: Eukaryota; Metazoa; Arthropoda; Insecta; Diptera; Psychodidae
Product: LMBR1 domain-containing protein 2 homolog
Exons: 3
Coding region: 297-2303 (668 amino acids)
Cellular component (GO): membrane
Source: RefSeq, a predicted model, not a curated record